AUGGAUCCAAGGAAAAUAAAGUCUAGGGCAACAUUCAGUCCAUCAUGCAAUUCAAAGAAGCAAAAGACAGAUUUUAGUUCCCAGGAGGCCCUGCCAAAAACAGGAGAAACAGGGAAGUCAGCAGUAGAGUAUGACUUCAACAAGAAGCGUGUUCGGAUUCUAUCUCUUGGACAAGAUUUUGAAGAGAAGGGUGUUCUUUAUUGGAUGUCAAGGGAUCAACGUGUAAUGGACAACUGGGCUCUUCUCUAUGGGCAGCACCUGGCUUUGAAGCAUAGACUCCAAUUUCAUGUCUGCUUUUGUCUGGUUCCCCAGUUUCUUGAUGCCACCAUUCGACACUUUGGUUUCAUGCUCAAAGGUCUUCAGGAAGUGGAAGCAGAAUGUCAAGCAUUAAACAUUCAAUUCCAUCUCUUGAAGGGAGAGGCACCAACUGUAUUACCUCAGUUUAUCAGCCAGAAUGCAAUAGGAACUGUUGUGACUGAUUUUUCUCCUUUGCGUUUACCAUGUUCAUGGGUGGAGAGUGUCCAAAAGGGUCUUCCUGAAGAUGUGAGCUUCUUUCAAGUUGAUGCCCACAACAUAGUCCCUGUUUGGGAGACCAGCAAUCAACUUGAAAGGAAAAUAUACAUAACUCAAGAUAAACUCAGGGGCAAACUAGCAGAUUUCCUGAGUGAAUUUCCUCCUGUGGUCAAGCAUCCAUUCAUAUGCAGCAAGCCCUGCAGUUCUAUUAAUUGGGAUGAAGUCUAUAUGUGGUUAGAAUGUGAUAGGAGUGUCCCUGAAGUAACAUGGGCCAAACCUGGAACUUCUGCUGGGAUGAGGAUGCUUCAAGACUUCAUUCAGAAUAGAUUGAAGAUGUAUGCUGAGAAGAGGAAUGAUCCUACUGUGGAUGCAACAAGUAAUCUCUCUCCAUGGCUUCAUUUUGGCCAAGUAUCUCCCCAACGUUGUAUUCUUGAAGUGAAGCAACUCUCGGAGACAUAUCCUCAGUCAGUUGAUAAGUUCAUCAAUGAAGCCUUCAUCUGGAGGGAACUGGCAGAACACUUCUGCACAUAUUGCCCCCAUUAUGAUUCCUUGGAAGGAGCUGAAGAAUGGGCCAGGACAACGCUUGAGAUCCAUUCACAAGACCGACGACCAUACAUCUAUUCUGAAGGUGAAUUGGAAAGUGGGAAAACUCAUGAUCAUCUGUGGAAUGUUGCACAGAAACAGCUGGUGAAGGAUGGGAAGAUGCAUGGUUUCCUACGAAUGUAUUGGGGGAAGAAGAUUUUGGAAUGGACUCCGAACCCAGAGGAGGCCUUGAAGAUUGCCCUUCAUCUGAAUGACAAGUACGAGUUGGAUGGACGGGAUCCCAAUGGCUAUGUUGGUUGUAUGUGGGCCAUCUGUGGUGUUCAUGACAAAGAGUUUGAUGAACGACCCAUCUAUGGCAAGAUUCGUUCAAUGGUUUAUGAAAGCUUGAAACGCAAGUUCAAUGAAGCUGAAAGUGUACGAUAUCUGGCUGGCCUGGUCAUCACCACUUCAAAUGCAACUAGUGGAGAGGAAUAG
Darwinula stevensoni is the source of this 1530-nucleotide messenger RNA. The record is from the annotation of a GenBank genome assembly. Lineage: Eukaryota; Metazoa; Arthropoda; Ostracoda; Podocopida; Darwinulidae.